Messenger RNA from Panicum virgatum (switchgrass), 964 nucleotides. RefSeq names its product ethylene-responsive transcription factor ERF094-like. Gene Ontology annotation, molecular function: DNA binding; DNA-binding transcription factor activity. Bases 1 to 513 code for a protein of 170 amino acids. Gene Ontology annotation, biological process: ethylene-activated signaling pathway; regulation of DNA-templated transcription. The record is from RefSeq and is a predicted model, not a curated record. NCBI's taxonomy places the organism in Eukaryota, Viridiplantae, Streptophyta, Magnoliopsida, Poales, Poaceae. The transcript has 2 exons.
AUGGACGCCGCUGCCGCCACCAAAGAAUGCUCCAGCUGGCUCUCCUCCUCAGUCCUCAUCCUUGUCCUCCGCCAUGGCAGGAAUGAGAAGCGGGAGGGCUUCAUCGGCGUGCGGCCGCGGCCGUGGGGCACGUUUGCCGCCGAGAUCCGCGACUCCACGCGGAGGGGCGCUCGCGUGUGGCUCGGCACCUUCGACACCCCGGAGGCCGCCGCCGUCCUCAACUUCCCCGUCCACCGCGUGCGGGAGUCGCUGGCGCCGCUCGCGCUCGCCGGCGGCGCUGGGGACGGCGGCUCCCCUGUCCUCGCGCUCAAGCGGCGGCACUCCAAGCGCACGCGCAGGCGGCGCAGAAGGCUCUCCCGGACGAGCAUGGACGACGGCCCAGGAUCUCCAGCCGCCAUGCCAGUGCUCCGACGUGUCGGCCACGGCCGAGAUGGCGGUGCCGCAGCAGCAGGUGACGGCGGCGAGCUGCCAGGUACGCUGUGGCGUCCUGGAGCUCGAGGACCUCGGCGCUGAUUACUUGGAUGAGCUCCUCCGGACGUCAUGCGAGUUGGCAGCAGGUUGAAGUCCUGGUCGUCGUCGUCGUCGUCAUCAGUUCAGCAUUAUCAAGGUCAAGCCAAUGCUGUCGCACGGCCACCAGCUAUUACCAUUAUCUAAGUUUGCACGCACCCCUUUAGCCAAACAUAGGAUCUGUUUGGUUAAGGUCACUGGAUGGCAAACCAAAAUUUGGCCAUAUGCCCAUAAAUUUUGGCAUUUCUUUGGUGUAUAUGCCAAACAUUUGCCUAGCCGUAGAGAAAAUUUAGCUGGACAAGCGUUUCCUUCACAGAUGCUGGACAAGAUUUUAGCCGAAGAGAACAUCUGGACGAGGUUUCCUGCGUUGUAAAUUUAUAAUCACUUGAAAAUUUUCAAAUAAAGGGCUUGCACCUCUGCACUGAAAAAUUGAAUUCGACAAAAUUUUGAAAAAAAA